Eucalyptus grandis is the source of this 737-nucleotide messenger RNA. RefSeq names its product RING-box protein 1a. Gene Ontology annotation, cellular component: nucleus; cullin-RING ubiquitin ligase complex. Lineage: Eukaryota; Viridiplantae; Streptophyta; Magnoliopsida; Myrtales; Myrtaceae. Gene Ontology annotation, molecular function: zinc ion binding; ubiquitin protein ligase activity; cullin family protein binding. The transcript has 5 exons. The record is from RefSeq and is a predicted model, not a curated record. Bases 106 to 468 code for a protein of 120 amino acids. Gene Ontology annotation, biological process: protein ubiquitination; ubiquitin-dependent protein catabolic process.
UUCCGUCGACCUUCCAGAACGGCACGGUAACGAGGAAAAAAACAAAAAAAAGCGAAGAACUGUCUCUCUCUCUCUCUCUCUUCGCUUCGCAGUUCCCGAUCGGCGAUGGCGACUCUCGAUUCCGACGUCCCCAUGGUCCCCGCCGGCGAGGGCUCGAGCAGCGGCGCCGCCGCAUCCUCCUCCUCGUCGAAGAAGCCGAAGCGGUUCGAGAUCAAGAAGUGGAACGCCGUCGCCCUCUGGGCCUGGGAUAUCGUGGUGGACAACUGCGCGAUUUGCCGGAACCACAUCAUGGAUCUCUGCAUCGAGUGCCAAGCGAACCAGGCCAGCGCCACUAGCGAGGAGUGCACGGUUGCUUGGGGAGUGUGCAACCAUGCAUUUCACUUUCACUGCAUCAGUCGUUGGUUGAAGACUCGUCAAGUAUGUCCACUAGAUAACAGUGAGUGGGAAUUUCAGAAGUACGGCCACUGAAUUUCUUUUAGUGCCUUUCAACUUAAUGCAACAGUGUUGUGCAAUUGAAGUUGGAAAAGCAUUUCUUGUUCUCAUGUGAUCUAUUAUCUGUGAAUUGAGUUAAUUGAGUAUUUGGUGCUGCAAACUGGUUAUACCUGCUGUUACAUAAUCUAGCGUGUUCAUUUUGAAGUAAUCCUUGUGAUGCUAGAUAUGGACGAGCUACAGUAACAUUCAAGGAGAUUUGAUCAUAUCUAUGCUUUCUUUUAGCUCUAGGCAUAUAUAUAUUUUAA